AAAUGUUCUCCCACAAAUUUUAUAUUGUUGCAAUUCAAAAUACGUAAACAAUGGGAAACGCAGCUUCUUCGGGGAACGACGACUCUUCGAAAACUCAAAACGAAAGCAUUAUAAAUCUCUCCGAUCACUGUCUUGAAAAAUUAACCAAUGAAAAUAAAGAAGUUUCCGAUACUUCAGAUGAUAAACAAAGCGCACUGGAAAGUCCUAGCGACGGAGAAUGGAUGUUGAAAUUGAAAGGAUUGGAUCAAACUCAUUCCAACACCAAUGGAAUCACCGUUGAAAAAAUUUAUAAGAUGAUAGAAAGCAUCUACCAAGAACUUGAAGAAAUGAGACCUGUAAUAUGUUCGGCGGAUGAGGUUAUAUACUGCUUGAAGAAACAUCCUCAGAAAAUGAUAAUGUGCAAAGCAACUAUGGACGCUUACAUCGACUGCAUUGACACACAUAGAAUUAACAUAAUUAAAGAACAGAUUGACUGCAAACUAAGAGAAAAGAAUAAGGAAGAACAAAACAUAAUAGAGAAAUUUUUGCAAAAUUGA
Messenger RNA from Cylas formicarius (sweet potato weevil), 536 nucleotides. RefSeq lists its product as uncharacterized. Bases 51 to 536 code for a protein of 161 amino acids. The record is from RefSeq and is a predicted model, not a curated record. NCBI's taxonomy places the organism in Eukaryota, Metazoa, Arthropoda, Insecta, Coleoptera, Brentidae. The transcript is spliced from 3 exons.